UCAAUUGUCAGUUGAUGUCAGUUGUCAGUUGAUGUCAGUUGUCAUCUGUGUAUUAAUUUGGUAGUGUGUAUUAUUAUAUCGAAAUUUAAUUAUUUAUUUUUGUAUUUGUUUUUCAAAUAUCUCGAAUACUAUUGAAGUUGUUAGAAAGACGUUAAUAUAAUGUUGGUAUUUAAAAUAUUGUCAUAUCGCACAGUGGAAGCUAGUGAAAAUGAGAAAAAAUUUGUAACAUACUUACUUGAAGUGAGGCAAAAUAGCAAAGAAUUUGAUAAUGACCCAGUGUGUGUGGAACGUCGGUAUACGCACUUCCUAGAUCUCUACAAUGGUUUAAAGAAAGAACAUCCAGAUUUGCUGAACAAUGUGUCUUUCCCAAGAAAGAUGGUGAUGGGUAAUUUUGAUCCUGAACAAAUAUCGGCGAGGUGUAUUGCAUUCGAAAAGCUGCUCAAAUUGGUUUCAAGUGAUUACCGACUGAGGGAUUGCCCAGCCGCUAUUGCAUUUUUUCAAGAUAUUGAGUUAAAUGAAGCAAGAAAACUUAUUAAUGGACCUGUCAAAGAAUCCACGGAAAAUGAGCAUGAUUGUAAACUUGAUGUAGCCCUUUCGGUGUUGGAGACUAGUUUCAAAUUGUUGAACAAGGUGUACACGGGCCGGUCGCGCGUGGUGCUGGGCGCGUUGUGCCGCAUCGUGGCGUGCGCGGGGCUCAGCGGCGCCGCGCUGGCGGGCCCGGUGGAGCGCUGGGCGCAGCUCGCGCUCGCGCGGUACGAGACCGUCAGCGACUUCGACUUGUUAGUCUUGUACGUGCCGCUCUUGCACACUUGUAUUUCUAUAUGGGAGACACUAGGUAGAGACAAAUCAAAGUUAGUUGAAGAAUUAAACAAUCUACGCAAAAGAGGAAUGAAGGUGGACUCGGUGCCAAGUUUGAUGGAGGCAGUGGACGGCCUGAGCAUCGCCACUCAAUGAAACUGGUUAACCACCACACUGACAAUGGUCUUAUUUCGAUAAUCAUUAUAUAAAAGUGGAAUUACCAAUGAUAUUUACGUAUUGAAAGUAUCUGAACACCUCAAAAAUUGACACGAACGUGUAGUACAUUUCUACAUAUAAGGUAGGUACAUGUUUAUACAUAUAUAUAAUUAUGUAUUUAACACACUAGGAGAAUUGAUAGAAACAGGGAAAAUUUAGGUUCUCAACAUAUCAAUCAAUGUAUAUGCCGCGAUAUAAUAAAUUGUAAUUUGACGCAUGGGUUAUCUUCGCUUGUCGCCUAUGACUAAUUGGUUUACACAAUAUUCAGUGUAUUCUCCCAUACUAUCUACAGCAAUACAUAUUUAUUUUUUCGCACUAAAAACUUCGAUGUACAUCGCACGGUAAAGGAUUGGAUUUUUAAGGAAAUGACACAUAGAUAUGAAUCAUAUCUAAGGUCUAAUCAAUGCUAAUUAUUAACUUGCGAUUUUUAGCUUCGAAACCUCAAGUAUUUCACGUAGUGUAGAGAAUUAGAAUCUAGUGUGAUGACGUAGCAGGAGGCUGUGGUGAGGUAACCAGAAGUAAAUAUCAUUGGAAAUAACAUUUAGAUGUUGACUGUAGCAAACAUUGGUUUGUAAUGUUUUCAAAAGUACCAAAUAUAUAUUAUUAGAAUUGUAAGUACCAUUAUUAGUGGCUUAUUAAUCUCAUUAGAGAUAAGUUUGUAUAUUAUGCAAUUAUUGUUAAAUUUAAAUAUGAUACAUUAUGUCAAAAAACAUUUUAUUAUGCAUUUUGUCGAUAUAUUUAUUGACAUGCAACAUUAUUAGUAUUUCUCGAAAAGGUUUUUGUUUAAUUAAUUUGCGAAUAAUUUAUCACUGGCGGUUUUUCCGUGCAGCUUGUAAGGCCAGCUCAUUUAUUUGAUAUUAUUUAUACAAUAUAAUAAUACAUAAUUGUAAUCUUUUUUUGGUUAGUCAUAAGUGUAACAUGGUGACAAAGUUUAUUGUCAAACAGGCGAUAGGUUGACUAAAGGCCGUAUGAAACCAGAAAUCGUAUAUGGGGAUUGAUUUCUACCAAGAAUUUUUCACUUCAAACAUUUUUGUUUCCGCUGUUGUAUGGUCGAGAUGACAGGAAAUACGAUAUAAUGGCAAUCUAAAUGGGAUUUCCCUUAUUCAUAGUCCUUCAUUGGCCACUCUAAUGAGUCGUUUACUAUGACUAAGGGAAGUGGGUAUUCAUACAUGCAGAUGUUUCUGUAUAAAAUUUUGGCAACAUUAAACUUAUUGAUUUCUAAAACCAUUAACGGAGACAUGUAAUAUUAUCUUUAAUAUAUUUUCUUUAUAAGUGUAGCUAUUGUCUAACCCGAUUAGAACAUGUAAUACAUACGUGUACGAAAUCAAUAUUAAAAUAAUAUGUAUAUUACUUAUUAUAUUGUAUACUCUUGUGUAAUAAGUUUACAGUAGUCGCCAUUAUCGCUGUCACACACGACGUGCGUUACAACACUAAGUUUACAUUUUAUAUGCGUAACCAUUUUGUAAUUGAUAACAUGCUGUGAAUGUAAACACUGUUGUAUCACAUAUUAUAUAAAAUAACAUAGUACUGGAGUUAUGCCAGCAUAAUAUAUUAUGUAAUUACACCUGGGGACACCGCAGCGCCUCCGCCGACACGAGUUAAAGGUAAAACAGCACGCUACCUUUUCCACGAGUGUUUCGUCGUAUUUUACAAGAUCAGUAUAUCGUGCCGUAUAGGUUAGUAGUAUUAUCGAACAAAUAUAGAUCUCAGAUUUAUUCAGUACCGAUUUAGCUCUUAUAAUGUCCAAAAAACGCGAUUCGUAAAGGCCUACGCACACCGGGACGGAAUACUAGCCGUUUAGAUACCUCGCGACGUGCCGCCUUCUUCCAUGGUGUGACCAAAAACACGUCUUGGUCUCUCCAAAUGGAUACAAGACGUGUUUUUGACGUGACGGCGUCACGGCGUCCUUCGGCUUGCCGUUGCAUACCGCAGUGCGCUGCGGCAUCCCGGCGCGGGAUCCCUUAGCGCGCUCCAAUGCCGUGGCAAGAAUUCUUACUAGAUAAGUUUGAAGUCUUUGGUAAAACAUUAAAUCCUCUGCCGUUCCGUCCCGGUGUGUGUAGGCCUUAAGUCGAUGACGUUUAAUUUUGAUGUUUGUGAUUGAUCGAGAGACCAAUGCGUCAGUCACGUGUUACUCUCUCAAGCAAUCACAAUAAAACGACACGGAGUCAUAUGUUUUGACAUGUUCUAAGCACACCGAUUUACAGUAUAUAAAUAAGAAUGACAAAACACUGUCUAUAAUUAAUUGCAGCAUUAAAAAAAAUUAAUGGAUUUAAUGUUAAACGAGACAUUAGCAAUAAAUGUCUAUUCUGUAUACUGUGGUUCCGGUUUAUAGUCUUGUUUUUAUCAAACGUUAGGUCCAAUUAUGAAACAUGCGUAAGCAGCUAUUAUAUUUGCUUCGAUGUUAGAACGUGUUAAUUUAAUUACCACGUAAGAAGAUUAUUGUUAUGGCUUUGCGUAGUAUUUAUGUGAAUCUCAAAUAUUAAAAAUAUUAUAGUUAUCAUGAUGUAUUUAACAUUAGAAUAUUUUCAUUAUGCCACGGAACGAGUAUUGCCAAAAUGCACCAAUUGCUUUCAAAGAUCCUUUUUGGUGUGUUAUUUAUUCGAGCUAGAUUUUUUUAUGUAUAAAAAAAUGUGUGAAUUGGUUCACAUAUACUUAUAGUGCCAUGUAUCAAUAAAUUUUGGCGUGUUUUGCUGAUUUGGAUUAAUUGCGUGUUAAAUAUUAAUAACUUAUUUUUGGAUAAUUGGUGGCUUGGUACAUUUGGCAUAACUAGGUCAAAUUCUAAAGAUAAAAAGUGGUAUAGAAACCUUACCUAGAUCAGUUGGUGUCAUAAAUAAAUAACUUGUAGAGAAUAACCCGUUCGUAUAUUUGUAGACGAAUAGAAUGAUAAUAUCGAAAUAUUGCAAACAUAGGUUGCUAACUUAAAAUGUCAAUUUAAUCGCUACAGGUAUCGAUAUUAAGAAUAAUUAGACAUUAAAAUUAUCGUCACACGAUAUCCUAAAAUUGUAAUAUCAUUUCACCGUUCAAAAUUUAAAACUAUGUUUGCUAGUCUCAAUCAUAAGUAUUUAUUUUUUAAUUGGUAUUUAAUUUCAAAUUGUGAUAUGUUUUAUCUAUCGUGAUAUUUUCGAAUAAUGUAGAUGUUUCAUGUAAUAUGUAAGACUAAGUCUUUAUGAUAUUCAUGCAUAAUGGCUUAAAAAAACUUUUUAGAGAUAUUGACUAAUUUGUUAGAAGCGGUAAAUCCGCCAUACAUUCGCAAUUUAACUUUGCCGGCAAAAAAGUUAAUUAUGAUAUACGUAGCUAGUAAUAUAUCGAACGACUAAAGAACGGCAGGAAGUGUAAAGCGAAAGUGAAGUAACUUCAGCUUGGUGAAGUUAUGCGUCGUGUACUGCACCUAUAAUUGAAGGCAUAAUAUUGUUAAUUAAAAUUAGUGACAGUAAAUGAAUAAAUCAUAAAUAUCAUUUGAUAUAGAAAUCUGCCUCAAAUCUUCCAAUUAGACUUUAGAGUUGCUGUGUCAUCAAAAAGGUUCAAUGUUUGCUCGUAGAAUGAUUUGUAUUUAAUACGAUUGAAUACUUAUAGAAUGUAGUCAAUUUAUAUUUAACACUAGAUCCAUACAAUAUUGUUUAAAUAUAGCUAAUAUUAAGUUGACUGACAUUUAUACAUUUGUAGUAAUAUUAUACAAAUUAAAAAUACAUAUUAACCCAAAAUUUAUUCA
Manduca sexta (tobacco hornworm) is the source of this 4723-nucleotide messenger RNA. It is a transcript of the gene Snx21, whose product is annotated as sorting nexin-20. The record is from RefSeq and is a predicted model, not a curated record. Gene Ontology annotation, molecular function: phosphatidylinositol phosphate binding. Lineage: Eukaryota; Metazoa; Arthropoda; Insecta; Lepidoptera; Sphingidae. Bases 160 to 954 code for a protein of 264 amino acids. Gene Ontology annotation, cellular component: early endosome membrane. Gene Ontology annotation, biological process: protein transport. The transcript has 4 exons.